AUGGCGCAUCAGAACGGCGGAAACACGGUCUUGCUCACCGAGCAAGAGGCACAACGCAUCCGGGCCACCGUCCAGGAAACGCGAAAACAAUGCUCAGAACGCAAGGGAAACGCAAGAGAAUUUCGAGAUGCUCACGCCACUGUCAGCCAGGCAACUGGCACUUCUCUCAUGAUGGACAUGGGCAGCAUGGCCGGACAAGGCCAGCGGGACACACUGCCGGCUCUUGGCGUUGGGCAGACAUAUCCGCCGAGCACCGCUUCUCUCCAAGACCUGAAGCCCAUGAAGUUUACCGAGCUCCAGGUGGAAACACACCACCGCGGCCGUUCUCUCAUCGUCAAGCGUGCGAGCCGCUGUCCGGUGGUGACCCUUGCGGCGCGGUCAUGGACCGUGGUGCAGGACGAAGAGGAAAAGGAGACUGAGCGGCUGGAAAUAUGUCUGCACAAGACGACAGACGGCGAGGACACAUUGGAAUCAGCACGUCGCUAUAUCAUCAAGGAGCCCUACUUCACGCUGACCGAGGACGGCGAAGCCACGCUCCGGAUAGACCAUCCUUCUGACCUGGUCGUCUGCCAGGAUGAGAUUGUGAAGGGCAGCUCCACCCAAGUCGAGGAUGCGGAAAAGGGAGAAGUGUUGGCGAAAAAGUGCAAGGACAAGGGCAACGCAGCACUGCAAAAGAAGGAUCUGCCGCUCACUCGCGAAAGCUACUCCCAAGGUCUCAAGCUCGCCAGACAAGAGGCUGUUCAGAAGACGAAUCCCGAUCUGGCACGAGACAUCGCCCGGAAUCGCGCUCAUGUACAUCUCCUGCUGGACCGGCAAGACGAAGCCAUCGCCGACGCGAAAGCGUCUCUGAUCGGCGCAGACGACCAACGAUCAAAGGAACUCGACAGCAAGGCCUACUUCCGCGCCGGCAGCGGGGCGUAUAACUUGGGCCAGUACCAGCAGGCCAAGGAGUACUUCGAGCAGGCCAAGAAGCUCGCCCCUGAAGAGAAAGGCGCCGCGAUGUACCUGCGAAAGGUCGAGUUGCGUCUGCGGGAGGAGAAGGAGGGGAAGUACGACUUGCAGAAGAUCAGGGCCAACCUCACCCCCACUUCUCCGCGGGCCGACGCCGCAAGCUUCACCGGCAAGACCGAAGUCAAGGAGAGCGCUGGGCGAGGCCGUGGGUUGUUCGCGACCCGCGACAUCGCCGCCGGGGAGAUCGUCAUGGUCGAGAAGGCCUUCUGUGUUGUCUGGGGUCACGAAAGCGAAGUCCUGACGGCGAUGACAUACGACGUGCGAGAUGACAGGAUCCGAGUGGCGCCGGUGGGCUUGACCAAGGCCAUCUCACAGAAGCUCCUGAGGAACUCUUCCCAGAUCGCCAGAGUGAUGGAUCUCUACGGCGACUACCAGGGCGAAGGUGACGUGGCGGCGACCAAGACCGAGGAGGGGGCCGUCGUCGACGUCUUCCGGGUCCACGAUAUCGUGUCACGCAACGCCUUUGGUCCCGGCGGCCAGUUCGGAGAAGAGGGCGCAAGGAACGCGAGCACGGGUCUCUGGAUCUGGGCCGCGUACAUCAACCACUCCUGCAUAGCCAACGCCAAGAAGGAAUACGUCGGCGACCUGAUGGUUCUCCGUGCCCUCGGCGCCAUCAAGAAGGGGGAGGAGAUCUUCCACAGCUACGACGAGUCGGCCGACUACGAGGCGAGGCAGAAGGCGUUGCUGACGACAUGGGGCUUCGAGUGCGGCUGCGCCCUCUGCGCGGCCGAGAGGACGGACGACGACAAGCUGAGGAGGAAGCGUCAGACCCUGGCGAACGACGCGGACGACUUUGUGAACACGACGCACUGGACGAAUGCGAAGCGGAUUGCCAUCGCCAAGGCCCAGCGCUUUGCGCGGGACAUCGAUGCCACGUACGACGACAAGAAGUACGACGGCGUGCCCCGUCUGGCUUCGGCAAGAGUACGGGAAUGGCUUGCCAAGGCAACCCCUCUCAAGUAA
Messenger RNA from Colletotrichum higginsianum IMI 349063, 1974 nucleotides. Its product is annotated as tetratricopeptide. The record is from RefSeq and is a predicted model, not a curated record. NCBI's taxonomy places the organism in Eukaryota, Fungi, Ascomycota, Sordariomycetes, Glomerellales, Glomerellaceae. Gene Ontology annotation, molecular function: protein binding. The transcript has a single exon. Bases 1 to 1974 code for a protein of 657 amino acids.